Pyrus x bretschneideri (Chinese white pear) is the source of this 1099-nucleotide messenger RNA. Its product is annotated as tRNA (guanine-N(7)-)-methyltransferase. Gene Ontology annotation, biological process: RNA (guanine-N7)-methylation; tRNA methylation. The coding region runs from base 176 to 934 and encodes 252 amino acids. The transcript is spliced from 2 exons. Lineage: Eukaryota; Viridiplantae; Streptophyta; Magnoliopsida; Rosales; Rosaceae. Gene Ontology annotation, cellular component: tRNA methyltransferase complex. The record is from RefSeq and is a predicted model, not a curated record. Gene Ontology annotation, molecular function: tRNA (guanine(46)-N7)-methyltransferase activity.
GUUUCGCUCCGACCCUUCGGACUGCGUCUGGCUCUGUAAAAUAAAUUCCAGUCGCUCAGCACUUUCCGUACCGGCCUCCGAGACUUGGUAGUAGAGCUUCUCCAUCUUCGAAAAAGCUUCAAAAUUUUGUUGGGUUUCACCUCCAAUUAGAUACCCAGUUAGCUGAAAAAAAGUCAUGUCGGGAAAGGAAACAAACCCGACGUUUAGCAAGUCAACUGGCCUGCCUCGGAAGCGUUUCUACAGAGCAAGAGCACACAGCAACCCUCUGAGUGACUCCCACUUUCCAGUGCCUGUCUCCCCGCGUCAUGUAGAUUAUUCUGUUCAUUACCCACAAUACUUCCCCUCGUCCAAUCAAGUUGAUAGCUGUAAGAAGAUUCAGUUUGCAGAUAUCGGUUGUGGUUUUGGGGGGCUUCUGAUAAGUCUGUCAACCCUUUUCCCCGAGACUUUGAUGAUCGGGAUGGAGCUUAGGGACAAAGUGACAGAGUAUGUCAAAGAAAGGAUCUUGGCUUUAAGGGUGACAAAUCCUGGUCAAUACCAAAAUAUCUCAGUGGUUCGGACUAAUUCCAUGAAAUACAUUCCAAAUUACUUUGAGAAAGGACAGCUUUCGAAGAUGUUUUUUCUCUUUCCGGAUCCUCACUUCAAAGAGAAAAAUCAUCGUCGUAGAGUGAUCAGUCCAUUCUUGCUGGAUGAGUAUGCUUAUGUUCUAGAAGUUGGUGGGAUCAUAUACACAAUUACGGAUGUUGAGGAGCUUGGAGACUGGAUGAAGACUUGCUUGGAGAAUCACCCAAUGUUUGAAGCUCUCACAGACGAAGAGCUCAAAGCAGAUCCAGUCACGAAGCUCUUGAGUUCUGCAACUGAGGAAGGACAGAAGGUUGACAGAAAUGGAGGACAGACAUUCCGAGCGGUUUACAGACGCAUUGCACCAUCUCUAUGACUUCGGGUGUUUUAUCUUAGUCGAUAAACGGGUUUAUUAACUUAAAAAUUGUAGUGGAUUAUUCUUUCCUUGGCAUGAGUUUGCUAAGUACUCUUGAGAAGAUCAUCUGGUCUUUGAAAUCUUUGAUUUACUAAUUUUGUUGAACUAUGCAUGAUUUUUGCGUUA